Messenger RNA from Penicillium longicatenatum, 1869 nucleotides. Its product is annotated as sugar porter family MFS transporter. Bases 1 to 1869 code for a protein of 622 amino acids. Lineage: Eukaryota; Fungi; Ascomycota; Eurotiomycetes; Eurotiales; Aspergillaceae. Gene Ontology annotation, molecular function: myo-inositol:proton symporter activity. Gene Ontology annotation, cellular component: membrane. Gene Ontology annotation, biological process: transmembrane transport. The record is from RefSeq and is a predicted model, not a curated record. The transcript has 4 exons.
AUGAAGGAGGACGAGGUUGUGAACUCCUCACCGAGGCUCAGUGAGAAAACCGAUGACCCUCCAUCCUUUGAACACAAGGAGAAGAAGGAUGGUGCACUUCAAGACCUCGAAGGUCGUGGGCCCAAUAACCUCAAUGCUGUCUUUCAAAAUCCCCUGGCCGGUAUCCCUCGCGAGCAGUUGUUCAAGAACGUCCAAGAAUUUUGCACCAAAUUCGAUCUCCUAGAAGACCUGGAGACUUUCAAAAAGGGCGCUCUCGUCUCACAAAACCCCGAGACAGCAACGCAAUUGCCCGAUCUCAAUGAGUUCGAAAGGGAAGCACUUAUCCGAGAACAUACGCAUAAAUGGCAUCAGCCAUGGCAGUUAUACUGGCUCGCGAUUAUGUGUUCCCUGGCUGCAGCGGUGCAGGGAAUGGACGAGACAGUGAACAAUGGCGCACAAGCUUUUUACCUUAAGCGAUUUGGAAUCGAGAACAGCGAUAACCUUACCGGCCUCGUCGUCGGCGCUCCAUACCUAGCUUGUGCCAUCCUUGGCUGCUGGCUCACCGAGCCCCUCAACCGCUACUUUGCGCGUCGCGGUACGAUCUUCAUUUCCUGCCUCAUCGCAGCCAUAGCCUCAAUCUGGGAAGGCGUCGCCAACUCAUGGGUCAAUCUAUUCAUUGCACGUUUUGUGCUCGGACUGGGAAUCGGCUCGAAAUCCACAACAGUACCUAUCUACGCAGCCGAAUGUUCGCCAGCGCCCAUUCGGGGUGCACUGGUGAUGAUGUGGCAGAUGUGGACAGCAUUCGGUAUAAUGCUGGGAAACAUCAUGGGAGUGGCCUUCAUGAGUGUUGGAAAUGACCUCAACUGGCGUCUUAUGCUUGGAUCAACCGUUGUACUUCCCUUGAUCGUCUGUGCUCAGGUCUAUGUGUGUCCUGAGUCCCCCAGAUGGCUCAUCCAGCAGAACAAGAUCAAUAAGGCCUAUGUCAACUUCAAAAUUCUUCGUCCUACUGAGUUGCAGGCCGCUCGAGAUUUGUACUACGCCUACGUGGGUGUUGAGCUUGAGCGUGAGAUUAACAAGGGCAAGAACUUCUUCUCCAUGUUUAUGGAGCUCUUCACAAUCCCCCGAAACCGCCGUGCAACGCUAGCAAGUUGGAUUGUCAUGUUCAUGCAACAGUUCUGCGGUGUCAACGUGAUUGCCUACUAUUCCACCACCAUCUUCGUAGAUUCAGGCUACAGUACAUCGUCUGCACUGCUUGCGUCUAUGGGUACGGGUAUCCUCAACUGGAUCUUUGCUCUACCAGCCGUGUUUACAAUCGAUACCUGGGGCCGCCGCAACCUUCUGCUCUUCACAUUCCCUUUCCUAGCUAUCUUCCUCUUCUGGGCAGGUUUCUCAUUCUGGAUCGAUGCCAAUGAUGGCCACAAGCGAAUUGCGAUGGUAACGACGGGCAUGUAUUUGUUCGAAGUCUUCUAUUCACCAGGUGAAGGGCCCGUUCCGUUUACCUACUCCGCUGAGGCAUUCCCUCUCCAUGUUCGAGAAGUGGGCAUGUCGUGGGCUACCGCGACGACUUGGUGCUUUAACUUUAUCUUGUCCUUUACCUGGCCACACCUUUUGAGUACAUUCAAGCCCCAGGGAGCUUUCGGGUGGUAUGCUGGUUGGUGUAUUGUCGGCUGGUUCCUCGUUCUGCUUUUUGUUCCGGAAACCAAGGCUCUCACUUUGGAGGAAUUGGAUCAGGUUUUCUCCGUGUCUACGAGAAAGCAUGCUGCGUACCAGAUUAGGAACAGUAUCUGGCACUUCCGGGUGUGGAUCCUCCGCCAGAAAUUGGAGCCUCUGCCCAAGUUUUAUCAGGGUGCUGAGCAUCUUGCUGAAGUUGGAGAUACGGCAUCGAAGUAG